CCCCAAACCAGUGCUGGGUGCUAGGUGCCAGCCAUGCUGCGGCCAUGACCACGCGUGUGUGUGGGCCAUCGCCAUCUCGAGGAGCCUCCAGUGUUGUGGCGUGACGUGUCUCCGAGUGGACAUCAUGGUCAUGGGGGGGCUCAGUUGGUUCCUGCUGAUGGGGCUUUGUGCCUUCGUCCCCCCCAUCACCACCCAAGGGGGACCAGAAGAGGACGUGACACCCAGCACCAGGAUGGAGGAGUUGGGGUAUCACCUCACCCAGGAUGGGGACCACCUCCAGGACCCCCAGCACUGUGGCAUCACCUUCCACACCCCAAGCCCUUGCAGCCCCCGUGGGCCACCACCCUCGGCCUCCCGGGAUGAGCUGGAUCAUCUCAAAGACCUCUUGCAGAACACCAAGGCGAGCCUGAAGGACGUGGAGAUGGCAGCUAUGCUGGAGGACAACCAGACCCGCUACCAGGAUAUCAUCACCGAGGCGCUGCCUGCCAUCCAUGGAGCCAACCUGGAAUUUCAAGAGAGCUUGGACAACGUCCGUAGGGAGCUGGAGGCUCACAUGGCUGAGGCCAAUCACCCCCAGAUGGCUGAGAAGAAGGAGAAGCUGAGGAAGGGUGUCCGUGUGGUGGCCCACAUGCUACGUCUCACUGGCCGCCUGGCCCAGACCCUCGAUGCCACCUCCCGCCGCCUCCAUGCUGAGCUGAGCCAGCGCCUGCAGAGCUCGGCCGCCCAUGCUGCCACCACCACCGAGCCCUAGGACAGCGGCGACAGGCUCUGCUGUCACCCUGCAUGGGGCCUUGCUUGCUGGUAGGACCCCAGGCCAGGUCAUCUCCUUGGCUUUUGGGGUGUCUGGAUCCUCUCCCCAGCUCUGGGACUUUGCGCAGGGGGUCUGCAAAGCCGUGUGGGCGCUGGAGACAGCAGCGCCAGGAGGGCAGGGGAAGGGGCUGCCCACCACGGGGUGCCAUCACACAUGCAGUGCCACCACACGUGCGAUGCUUUCACACAUGCGAUGCCAUUGCACACGCGAUGCUGUCAUUGCACAGGCGAUGCUGUCACACACGUGAUGCCGUUGAACACAUGAUGCUGUCACACACGUGAUGCCAUUGCAUGUAGUAUGCCGUCACACAUACGAUACUACCACACAUGCGAUGCUAUUGCACACACGAUGCCAUUGCACAUGUGAUGCUGCCAUGCACGCUAUGCCAUUGCCCACGUGAUGUCAUUAAGCACAUGAUGCUGUCACAUGCGAUGCCAUCACGCAUGACCCUGUCACACAUGCAAUGCCAUUGCACAACCAAUACCAUUACACAUGCAAUGCUGUCACUUGUGAUACCAUUGGACACACAAUGGCAUUGUACGUGCGAUGCCAUUCCACACAUGAUGCCAUCAUGUGUGAUGCCAUUGCACACAACACCAUUGCACGUGGAAUACCACGGCACAUGCAAUGCUCUCUCAUGUGAUCCCACUGCACACACAAUGCCACUGCACAUGCAAUGCUAUUACACAUACUAUGCCAUUGCACACAUGAUGCCAUUGCACAUGCUAUGCCCAUAACUCUGUCCCUGAGCGUUCCAUGCAUUUAUCCUGCAGAAGGUCUGUCAUCCUAUAACAAAGCCCAGUGCCACUGUGUGUGCCCAGCCCCUUGCCGAGGGGAAAACCUGUCCUUCCCAUCCCCAGCAGAUUUCUGCACCCUUUUGGGCCUCACUGGAAGAACUUUAUCCAUGCAGGCUCACUUUUUUCACAGCCAGACAGCCCUGUAUGCCAACAGUGAAGCCAUCUCACCUGGAAUCUGUCCUGAACUGGGUUCCUGGGGCUCCCAGCCCACUUGGGGCUCAGCUGCCCCUUGCCAGUGGUUCAACAGCAUCACCUAGAAUGAGCAGAGCUGCUGCCAGCCCUGGGGACUCCUUUACCCUUGGGAGUGCUUUGUCCAGGCUUGGAAGACCCUUUUUCACCCCUGGGGUGGUAGCAGUAGGGGAUGGGCCUGGGGUUUGACCCCUCCAGGUGGGCAGGGUGGAGGGGAUGGGGCUGCAGGAGAGUAGCUGGUGAUGAACUGCCAAUUACAAAUCAAAGCUGACAACUCCAGUGCUCCCUGCCCACUGAGGUCUGGGAAACCAUCUGGAAGCAGAACAUCUUUGUGUGUUUGCAAGACCAGAGGUUCUCCCAGGAGGGAAUGGCCAGGGCCACCCCAGCACUCCAGGCUCAGGGCACCCCAAUACAACUGUGGUGCAUCCUAAGGACAGGCAAGAGGCAAGGAUUCUCCCUGGGCAGCAGCACUUCUGCAGGAGCUACAGGCAGUGAAAUAAAGAUGCA
Messenger RNA from Cuculus canorus (common cuckoo), 2304 nucleotides. RefSeq lists its product as uncharacterized. The record is from RefSeq and is a predicted model, not a curated record. The transcript is spliced from 3 exons. NCBI's taxonomy places the organism in Eukaryota, Metazoa, Chordata, Aves, Cuculiformes, Cuculidae. The coding region runs from base 125 to 751 and encodes 208 amino acids.